CAGACAAAUCCAUAUAAACAAAAGGAGUUUAGAAUGCUCAAUAAUUUGGAACAAUGUGGGCAUUUGCAAACAACUGGCCACCAGCCUAUCCCUGGAAGUUCUGCUGACAAUGUAACUGCUUCAUUCUUCUGCUUGCUCCUGGGGUUGCUUCUGUCUCACUGUCUCAAAUCUUACAGAGACCAGAAAUCUCUUGAAUGGCAAUUAUAAUUUAUAUUUUCUUCUAAGUCUCAGUGUCACAAGAGAUAUCUCUGGAGUGUCAUCUAACAGCCAGGGCAACAGGUCCCUGUUGAUAGCCUCCUAUUUCGAAGUUUCAGACCAAAGUGGUCUUUGUGCUCCAGGAAUUUGAAUGUCAUCAUGGAAUGCCUGCUUUCCAUAUAUAAUGAGCUUGACUCUGGCAGAAAAAUAUAUUUCUUACAAACCAUUUGGAUGGUUCCACUUUUGGGGAGUUGGAUAUAGGUCAAUGCAGGGUGUGUAAUUACUGGUUAAGUGGGGUUUGGAAAGGAAUGAAUAAUUCCUUUACAAGGACAAUUCAGAAUAGACUUAAGCAGGAAUUACCGGUGAGCUGCCAGAAAAUUAGGCAACAAGCUUUCAGAUCACUUCCUAGGGUGAUGCAGUGUUCCUUGUAUACUUGCCUUGGGGAAGGUAAGCCUGCACCGCCCACGGUGGCAAAGAAACAGCCUGAUGUGAAAAUACGAGACAGGGUUCAGUCCCUGGGUGUCAGAUCCUCCACUCUCCAGAACUCGUGCACAGUCAGAUCUUGUCCCACGGGUAGCACGCGCCUGGGAGUCCGUGGUGGAGCCACUCGCAGGUGGGCGCCGACGCAGCCUGAUAUGGAGACGGUAUCCCUGCUGCUGUGUGGUGUGUCCAUAGCUCUUCCCCUUUGGAUCAGAGCUGAUGAAUGUCGGGACAUUAGUGUGCAAAAUGAGACACCUUCAGUAAACCAGCCUUUUGCUUUUAAUUGCACAUACCCUCCAAUAACCUCUGGGAAAGCACAUGUAACUUGGUAUAAAUAUCCUAGCAAAAUCCCAGUAUCCAAAAACAUGCAGACUAGAAUUUACCAGGAUCAAAACUGGAUUUUGUUUCUUCCCCUGGCAUGGGGGGACUCUGGAAUCUAUCAAUGUAUUAUAAAUAAUACAAAUAUGUGUCACCGAAUAUACAUAAACCUAACUGUGUUUAGUGAAACCCAGUGCAUUUCCAGAAACAGUCAAGUGAAUUUAUCAGAUGAGUACAAACAAAUAUUACAUGUUGGAAAAAAUGACAGUCUUACAUGUCAUCUGAACUUCCCGAAGAGCUGUCACUUGGAUUCAGUAAAGUGGUAUAAGGACUGUAAAGAGAUUAAAGGAGAGCGCUUUGCUUACUGGGAAAGAAAAAGAAAGCUAUCAGUGAGCAAUGUCUCGGCAGAGGACAGAGGGAACUAUGCGUGUAAAGCCAGACUGACUCAUGCAGGAAAACAAUACAUGGUUUUGCAUAGAAUUACUGUGAAUGUCACAGAAAAUGUUGGACAUGGAGGAAUAAUCCCUAAAAUAACAUAUCCAACAAACAAUACAAUUGAAGCACAACUUGGCUCUACCCUUAUUGUAGACUGCAACAUAACAGACACAAGGGAUAAUACAAAUCUACGAUGUUGGAGAGUCAGUAGCACAUUGGUGGAUAUUUACUACAAAGAGUCCAAACGAGUCCAAGAAGGAAUUGAAACCCACAUUUCUUUUCAGGAACAUAAUUUUUACACAGUGAACAUAACCUUUCUAGAAGUGAAAAUGGAAGAUUAUGACCAUCCUUUCACAUGCCAUGCUGGUGUGUCUGCAGCAUACUUUAUUUUAAAACCUCCAGUGCCAGAUUUUCUAGCUUACUUGAUAGGAGGGCUUCUGGCCUUUGUAGGUAUGGCUGUGUUUGUUAUGUGCAUCUACAAUAUUUUUUGGAUUGACAUUGCACUUUGGUAUCGAAGUGCCUUCCAAUCUACUGGGACCAUAGAAGAUGGGAAGCUCUAUGAUGCAUACGUCUUAUACCCCAAGCCUCAAGGAGAAAGCCGGAGCUAUAUUGUAGACACACUGGUUCUGAAGGUUCUGCCUGAGGUACUGGAAAGGCAGUGUGGAUAUCAGUUAUUUAUAUUUGGCAGGGAUGAGUUUCCUGGACAAGCUGUGGCCAGUGUCAUUGAUGAAAACAUUAAGCUGUGCAGGAGACUGAUUAUCAUCAUAGUUCCUGAACUGCUGGGCUUUGACAUAUUAAAGAACAUGUCAGAAGAACAAAUUGCUAUCUACAAUGCUCUCAUUCGGGAUGGGAUGAAGGUCAUUUUAAUUGAAGUGGAGAAAGUAAAAAACUAUACAGUUAUGCCAGAGUCAAUCCAGUACAUCAAACAGAAGCAUGGGUCUGUCCAUUGGAGUGGAAACUUCACAGAGGAGUCACUGUGUGCAAAGACCAAGUUCUGGAAAAAAGUGAGAUAUUGUAUGCCACCCAAAAGGUUUCCACCAUCUUCUCAUACCUAGCUGCUGAAGCACACUCCUUGUGACCUCACAGCUGACAACUGAUGUGCCAGCACAGGGUUAUUUACCCUGUGAUGCAGGUUGUCUGUGGGAAGUGGCUCACAUUUGGACAAGAGGCGCUGCAUUCAGGCCAUCUGCUUGAAGUUUGUUAUUGUGUACUUGUGUGAAGAACUGUGCUUGUUUGCUUAUUUUGAUCAGGCAUACAUCUUUAGAAAAAGAUAUCAGCUCUAAAGAAGGCCCUCAUUAACUUAUUGGUUCAGAACACUUAUGAAUAUUUGCUGAACAUAGACCAGCAUUAGCAUUUGAGCCCCUGAGGAAUAGGACACAGGGAAUUUCAGAGUUUAGUUCAGUUGUUAGGAAGUUGGCACAUGGUGUAGUACCUGUAGGGCCAGAGAUGGGAGCCUGAGUAGCCAGAGGAUGGCAGGAAGGGAGUCUGUGGGCUUG
Molecule: messenger RNA, 2924 nt
Organism: Phyllostomus discolor (pale spear-nosed bat)
Lineage: Eukaryota; Metazoa; Chordata; Mammalia; Chiroptera; Phyllostomidae
Gene: IL36R
Product: interleukin 1 receptor like 2
Exons: 11
Coding region: 504-2483 (659 amino acids)
Biological process (GO): signal transduction; regulation of inflammatory response
Molecular function (GO): interleukin-1, type I, activating receptor activity
Source: RefSeq, a predicted model, not a curated record